UGCACGUCACUUCGCCUGCUCUCCCACGUUGCGUACCAACGAUCGCGCCGAUACAAAACUAAUAAAUCACGGGAACUGAACAAAGUAAAAUCCUGACGGAGAGAUUAUAACUCGAUAUGAGAUAACAACGCACGACUCCGGUGAUUAAUUGCCAAAAGUCCGUUCAACUCCGAUGACUUGGACGGAAGCGUAAUCUCGCCGGGACUAGAUUUAGAUGCGUAAUGUAAACAGAUAAACAUUGUUGAAGAUUUCCGGAGAUGAUUGUUUGAUUGUUGAUUUAACGCAUAGUACAUGAAUGGUAGAGUAGUUAGGUAGUGUGUGUGUAUGUGAAUGUGUCCGGGUAGGUAGGACUGGUCGGGAUGGCCGGGCAGGGGCAGUGGAUCGCGGGCCUGGUUUGGGCCGUGCUGGCGUCAGCACUAGCUGACUCCUGGACAGCUUACCAGGAGCAACCAUGUUGUCGGCCGGUGUCGCACCAUCGCAUCCGUCACCAUCGAGAUCACAUACGGGAGUUCUCCUGCGGCAACCUUUUUUAUCGAACUCUGUAUAUGAAUGAAGAAAGAAAUACGCUUUAUGUCGGUGCUAUGGAUCGAAUAUUUAAAUUAAAUAUGACUGAUAUAAGUCAGUCGCAUUGUGAGAGAGAUGCGUUGCUGUUAGAAGCAAGCAACGUGGCACGAUGUGUGAGCAAAGGCAAAUCAGAGCCGUUUGAGUGUAGAAACCACAUUCGAGUGCUGGAGCCACUCGGCGAUGGGGACCGGUUGUAUGUGUGCGGGACUAACGCACACAGCCCGAAGGACCUGGUCGUCUAUUUAAACCUAACUCACCUGCCGCGGCACGAGUACGUGCCAGGCGUGGGUCUCGGAGUCGCCAAAUGCCCUUACGACCCAGCGGACAAUAGCACUGCCGUUUGGGUCACGCGGGGCAACCCCGGCGGUUUGCCAGCUCUGUACGCGGGCACCAAUGCAGAGUUCACGAAGGCGGACCCGGUCAUUUUUCGCAACGACCUAUUUGAUUUUCGAACGGGUCAAAAGAGGUUCAACUUCAAACGGACGCUGAAGUACGACUCAAAAUGGUUGGAUAAAACCAAUUUUGUGGGGUCAUUCGACGUUGGAGAAUAUGUCCUAUUCUUUUUUCGGGAAACCGCAGUGGAGUUCAUGAACUGUGGCAAAGCGGUGUAUUCUCGUGUUGCCAGAGUAUGCAAACAAGACACUGGCGGCAAGCAUAUACUGAGCCAAAACUGGGCUACUUAUUUGAAAGCUAGGCUUAACUGUAGCAUACCGGGAGAAUUCCCGUUCUAUUUCGACGAAAUACAGAGUGUGUAUCAAAUGCCUGGCGAUCCAAGUCGGUUUUAUGCUGCGUUCACAACAGGAGCCAGCGAUGGGCUAAUCGGCUCGGCAAUUUGUACAUACAGUAUGGACGACAUUCAAGAGGCUUUUGCCGGCCGUUUCAAAGAGCAAGCAACUUCAAGUUCAGCGUGGUUACCCGUGUUAAGAGCAAGAGUUCCUGAACCUAGACCUGGAACAUGUGUUAAUAGUACAGAAGCCCUUCCUGAUAGCGUUCUUAAUUUCAUAAGGUCCCAUCCGCUAAUGGAUUCAGCUGUGAGGCAAGAAGGUGACGCGCCGGUUUUCUAUAAACGAGAUCUAGUCCUCACAACUCUUGUAGUAGACAGACAAUUUGUGGAUAUGUUAGGAGAUGAUAUUACCUAUACAGUCCUCUAUGCUGGCACGAGUCAAGGCGAAGUAUACAAAAUAGUGCAAUGGACUGGGGGUGGAUCUCGUGUUGCUGACAUAUGGCGUGCGGCGGGUGAGGAACCCGUACGGGCGCUCGCUCUCUCACGCCAAAUGCACGCCUUGUACCUCGCAACGGACAACCGUUUAAGACAAUUACCUCUACGAGCUUGUGCACACCGAUAUGACAGUUGCGUGCGCUGUGUUCUUGAUCCAUAUUGCGGAUGGGAUAAAGAAGUCGGAGCAUGUCGACCGUACACACCCGGCCUCCUCCACGAUGCAACUAACUCUACGCCAUCAAUCUGCGAAGCCAGUGCGCCUCUCAAAACAGUGAGAGCGGGAUACGGCCAAAGCGUACACCUGGCGACAUUUGGAAAAACGCCAGAAGCGCUAAAAGAUCAGAUCGUUGCCUGGUAUCACCAUUCUAGGGAAAGGGGUCGCUACAAAAUCAGUUAUAAUUGGGACAGGGUGCUGCAGACUUCAGAGCGCGGCUUGGUUUUGUUGUCGGUGACAGAAUCUGACCGCGGGCGCUACGAGUGUUAUUAUGGACCCACUCUCAUCGCUUCCUAUAAUCUGGAUAUUGACAUUCAUAGAUGUACACAGCCUAACAAAUCGCAGGAGUACAGACAAGUAUACUCAGAUUGGUGUCAUGAAUUUGAAAAGUACAAGAGUGCAAUGAAAGCCUGGGAGACACGACAAAUGCAAUGCUCCAAAAACAUGAAUGCAUCGAGCCAGCAAAACAGCAUGAGCAACGAGAUAGUCGCUUCGCUGCGGUGAUAGAGCACAUCCUGUAGAUUAAUGAGUGAUUACACACCGAGCCCGACAUCAGCUAUCCGAUAUGACGCCAACACUGCCUCUGGGCCUCACGUUUUAAUCAAGCUACCUUAUACUGAUAAUACUGACUAUGAAACGUCUAUUCAAUGCUUCGAAUGCAAUGAAAAUUGAAUUGAUAUACACACAAAAUGUUAGGGUUCAUGCUGGAUAAUCCUUACAUGAAUUAGGGAAUCACUUUGUGAAAUAGGCCUUAAAGUGUUUUGUAUGAAAGCUUCGAACGAAAGAUACGGUUUGUACG
This is a messenger RNA of Pararge aegeria (speckled wood butterfly), 2796 nucleotides long. Its product is annotated as semaphorin-2A-like. The transcript has 14 exons. Gene Ontology annotation, biological process: neural crest cell migration; positive regulation of cell migration; negative chemotaxis. The record is from RefSeq and is a predicted model, not a curated record. Gene Ontology annotation, molecular function: chemorepellent activity; semaphorin receptor binding. The coding region runs from base 360 to 2501 and encodes 713 amino acids. NCBI's taxonomy places the organism in Eukaryota, Metazoa, Arthropoda, Insecta, Lepidoptera, Nymphalidae.